AUGUCUCUCUUUUUUCUGUAUUUUGGGAUUUUCAGUACAGAUUUCGUUCAGCCAGUAAGAGAAAGGGAAAGUGUUGUAUUUGGUGAGGGUCAUUUCGUUGGCACAAGGUUUUCUUCUGCAUUCAGUUUUAGCCACCAUGCCCAUGGGACAGAUACAGAGCUCCGAGCAGCACAUUGUGAUCAAAACCCAAAUACAGAAAGGGAAAGAGAAUAUAAGGUGGUGAUCAAGUUUGUUGCUCAAGCAGACUGGCACCACUUGGGCCAGUUUCUUGCUGGUAAGCGAGCGGAUGCUCCACAGGAAGCUCUUCAGAUUCUUGACAUUGUAAUGAGAGAACUCUCCUCUAAAAGGUAUUGUCCUGUUGGGAGAUCUUUCUUUUCUCCUGACAUAAGAACACCACAGUGGCUUGGAAAAGGUGUGGAGUCAUGGUGUGGAUUUUAUCGGAGUAUAAGGCCUACCCAGAUGGUCCUGACCCUGAAUAUUGAUAUGUCUUCAGCCGCAUUUAUUGAGCCUCUCCCUGUAAUUGAGUUUGUCGCUAAGCUUCUUGGCAAGGAUGUAUUGUCCAGGACAUUGUCUGAUUCAGAUCGUGUCAAGAUUAAAAAGCCCUUAGAGGAGUGAAAGUGGAUGUCACUCAUAGAGGAAAUGUGCGGAGGAAAUAUCGUGUUUCAGGAUUAACAUCACAACCUACAAGAGAACUUGUGUAAGAUGCUUUCUCUCAUGAUCAAAUUGUG
Molecule: messenger RNA, 728 nt
Organism: Telopea speciosissima
Lineage: Eukaryota; Viridiplantae; Streptophyta; Magnoliopsida; Proteales; Proteaceae
Product: protein argonaute 10-like
Exons: 5
Coding region: 1-615 (204 amino acids)
Biological process (GO): regulatory ncRNA-mediated post-transcriptional gene silencing
Cellular component (GO): cytoplasm
Molecular function (GO): protein binding
Source: RefSeq, a predicted model, not a curated record